GGGAAAGGUUGUUUAGAGAUACAUUCCAGACCUCUGAACUUCCAGACAUUUCCAUAGGGCAUGUCUUUUACCUGCUCAGCCAGAGAGAUGGGGUCUUUCACAACACAUACACACACAAAAUGUCGGUGCCCGAGCCAUGGCCACGCUUAUUCCCAAGUCCCUGAGCAGCCUACCCUGGGAAGCACAGACUAUGCAUUUGAGAUGGCCAUUUCAAACAUCCGAUAUGGAGAAGGAGUUACAAAGGAGAUUGGAAUGGACCUGCAGAAUCUUGGUGCUAGAAGAGUUUGUUUGAUGACAGAUAAAAACCUCUCCAAACUCCCUCCUGUAAAUGCAGUACUGAAUUCUUUGGCAAAAUAUGGUAUAAACUUUCAGAUGUAUGAUAAUGUCCGGGUGGAACCAACAGACCAAAGUUUCCUGGAUGCCAUUCAAUUUGCCAAAAAGGGAGGGUUUGAUGCCUAUGUUGCUGUUGGAGGUGGGUCUGUGAUAGACACCUGUAAAGCUGCCAACCUGUUCGCAGCCAGCCCUAUGUCAGAAUUCUUGGAUUAUGUCAAUGCUCCUAUUGGGAAAGGGAAGCCUGUCACUGUUACCCUCAAGCCACUGAUUGCAGUUCCUACAACAUCUGGCACUGGAAGUGAAACCACUGGUGUUGCCAUUUUUGACUUCAAAGAACUAAAAGUUAAAACUGGUAUUGCUUCGAGAGCCAUUAAGCCAACAUUAGGCAUCAUUGAUCCUUUGCACACACUGUCUAUGCCUGAACGAAUAGUGGCCAACAGUGGCUUUGAUGUGCUUUGCCAUGCUCUGGAAUCCUACACUGCUCUUCCUUACAACAUGCGCAGUCCCUGCCCUUCAAACCCCAUCAACCGACCAGCUUACCAAGGCAGCAACCCUAUCAGUGAUGUCUGGGCUCUUCACGCUCUGCGUAUUGUGGCUAAAUAUUUGAAAAGAGCCAUCAGAAACCCUGAAGACCGUGAAGCAAGAGCCAACAUGCACCUGGCAAGUGCUUUUGCUGGUAUUGGCUUUGGCAAUGCUGGUGUCCAUCUCUGCCAUGGAAUGUCUUACCCUAUUUCUGGUUUGGUGAAAACUUAUAAACCAAAGGAUUAUAAUGUGGAUCACUCUUUAGUGCCCCAUGGCCUUUCUGUAGUGCUGACAUCCCCAGCAGUGUUUGCUUUCACGGCACAGAUAAAUCCUGAGCGGCACUUGGAAGCUGCAGAGAUUCUAGGAGCUGACAUCCGCACUGCCAGAAUCAAAGAUGCGGGGUUUAUUUUGGCAGACACACUCCGGAAAUUCCUAUUUGAUCUGAAUGUUGAUGAUGGCUUAGCUGCAAUUGGUUAUUCCAAAGCAGACAUCCCUGCAUUAGUCAAAGGCACUCUGCCUCAGGAGAGAGUGACUAAGCUAUCACCACGUCCCCAAACAGAAGAAGACUUAUCAGCCCUCUUUGAGGCUUCGAUGAAGCUUUAUUAGCUUAAACUUUGUGUUCUGAAAAGUGUGCUCUAUUCUAACACAGAGGUAAUUUCUUAUAGAUACAGCGCUGAAUUUGUUUAGAACGUGGAAGAACUUGGGUAUUUUUGACUUCUGUUCCAUCGUACAGUGCAAAAAGGUCACACAAUUCAUCUUUAGUUAAACAGUGCUUUGAAGUGAAGACUUGACAGUGGUUUCUUUUUUGCUCAGUAGUCAAUGGUAUUGACUUGCAUAAAAGUUGGAGCAGAUUUCUUGCAUUAGUGAAGGCUUUCUUGUGCUUUUGAGGUGGUCAAAGGUGGAAAAAUGUUUUAAGGAAUAUUCCAAACCAUUUUGCAAAUUAUGCUUCUACUUAAAUUAUCCUUUAUUUUGUUUUGAAAAGUCAUGCUAGUUACAAAAUAAGUAAGAUCAUUUUUAAUUAGGGAGGGGGAGUUCCCUGCAGAAAAUGUCAGCUUACUGUAUUCUGUUUUGAUUAUCGUCUUUUUACCAUCUGGUUUUGCUAAGAGAGCUAUUGAACUGGAGUACUUCUUCUAUCGUUUGGUUAGGAAAAAAAACUACACAUUUCAUAGUUGCUUGGAAAAGGCUUCCUGAAAAUUUGUUUUGGAUUAAAAUUCUGACAUGUAUUGUCAGAUAUUUAUCCUUCCUUUUAAGACCUAUGUGAAGUGUUCAUCAGGGGAACAAAAUCAGAGUAAAACACGGUCACAUGCUCAACAGGAACCAUGUAACAGCAAGGCAGUAUCCAUCAUGGUCAUUCUGUCUCUCUGGAGGCAAGAGCUCCCUUUUCCUGCUGUGUUCUGUGGAAGGAAGCUCUCAGCUGUAUCUUAUUUUGCUGUGAAUCAAUUGCUUCUGCUGAGCUCUUGCAGGUGCUGUCCCUCAGACUGCAGCCACCAGCUUAAGGAAGUGGCUGUGUGCUGUGGUUCAAUAUUAAAAAUUGGUGGUGAAGCUUAUGGCUGCACAUUGCCCCGUGGGGAGCACUGGUUAAAUGUGGGAAUGAGCCUGCACCUUCAGAGCAGUUAACCAGCUGGUGGACUGUUAACUGAGAAAGGGAAGUGGGGAAGGGAGAAAUGAAACUAAAAUUUUAAUACUAUUUUUCUUUUUUUAAAAGGUUCAAGUUGUUGUGUGUACAGUUCAUUUAAAUCACUUUCUGCUUUGUGUUGAGCUAUUUCAGCAUCUGAUUCAUGCAGCUACCACAGCACGAGAUAAAUGAGAGAAGAACCCUAUAACCUUAUUUCUUAUUUCUUUCUGCUUAUUUCUUAUUUCUUUCUGCUGGGAAGGGAGCACUUUUCAGUUACCCUGUUGAAGUAGAAAGCUCUAUACUUUCACCUUUGCAUUUACCCAUUUGUCUGAUCGAGCUAGUGCUGUCCUAGAAUCUGAGAACAGAUAUGUACUCAAUAUUGACGCUGAAUCUGUUUUAGUGCUGUUAGAAUAGGCAGAUGGAUGCUAUGGUUGAAGACUGGUUGUUUUUUGCAACAGAACACAUUUAGUGGCCAUAGGAUUGCACUGCCAGUAUGCCUCAGCCUGUGCUGGGAUACACAUUUCCAUGUCCUUCUGAAUCUUUUCCUCUACUGAAAUUGCCCACAAGUACCUCUGUCAUGAGAGGUGGUGUAAUAGAAAGAGAUUCACUUUGUUAUAUUGUGCAAAGCCUCAGUGUUUUG
Molecule: messenger RNA, 3110 nt
Organism: Empidonax traillii (willow flycatcher)
Lineage: Eukaryota; Metazoa; Chordata; Aves; Passeriformes; Tyrannidae
Gene: ADHFE1
Product: alcohol dehydrogenase iron containing 1
Exons: 14
Coding region: 61-1461 (466 amino acids)
Cellular component (GO): mitochondrion
Molecular function (GO): metal ion binding; alcohol dehydrogenase (NAD+) activity
Source: RefSeq, a predicted model, not a curated record